Molecule: messenger RNA, 1401 nt
Organism: Encephalitozoon intestinalis ATCC 50506
Lineage: Eukaryota; Fungi; Microsporidia; Unikaryonidae
Product: haspin Ser/Thr kinase
Exons: 1
Coding region: 1-1401 (466 amino acids)
Biological process (GO): mitotic cell cycle; protein phosphorylation; intracellular signal transduction
Cellular component (GO): cytoplasm; nucleus
Molecular function (GO): histone H3T3 kinase activity; ATP binding
Source: RefSeq, a predicted model, not a curated record
AUGGAAGGGCCAUUCCGGACUCGCUUUAGAGAUUGCCUGGAAAAUAAACAGCCCUGCAGCCAUAUGAAGAAGUUUGGGAGGAAAAGAAGGUCGAUCUGUAACACCACCUACGAAGACGUCCGAAAAACAUUUGACGAUCUAAAAAGAAAGAUUGCUGAUUCGGGCCGCCUUUCUUCCAGUGGAUUUUCCCCGGCUACAUCACCAAGGAGUGUGAGCUGGAGAAAGGACUAUCCAUGUGACCUUAUCUCAAGCUCCGGCGAUGAUCUGGAGGACUGGAGCAGCUUUAUUAGCUCGCACAACUCUGAACUUGGAGAUAGAAGUGGACCCAGAACUCCAAGCCCUGGAAGCGAGGCACAAGAAAGUAUUGCAGUAAACCAUGGAAUCCUUAGCUCUAGCGAAACAUACGACGAAAGUCUGGGAUUCAGUAGCUUUCUUGAGGAGGAAUCUAAGAAAGCAUCUCGAAUACAGAACAUAACAUUUAGAAGAAAGAAGGGGGAGAACGGGAAUCUUUUGGAACUGGAGAAGUGCAACAUCGAUGCUCUUCAGGAAGAAAAUCUCGAGGUGGCAGCACUGAAAAAAAUCUCAUUUGACAGAAUGCCAAAGAAUGUCAGGAAGAUUGGGGAGGCAACAUUCAGCGAGGUGUUUAGCGACGGCCUUAAGGUCUACAAGAUUGUUCCAUUAGGGGACACAGAUGAUGAAACGUCUCUCGAGUCGUUUCUGAAGGAAUCGGCCAUAUUCAAAACCAUUUCCUCGGAAGACGGGGUGUGCAGGCUUAAAGAUGUGUUUUUGGUUGAAGGAAAAUAUCCAGAGGAAUAUUUGAAGGCAUGGGACGAUUACGGAGAGGAAGAAAACGAAAGACCCUCGAAAUACUCGGACUCUCAGAAGUACGGUGUGAUAGUGAUGGAGGACGGGGGAGAAAGCCUGGAAAGCACUAAGUUUCAAGGGGCAGAGGAGAUGGACCGAUUUAUUAGGAGGGUUAUAGAGAUACUGGCCAACCUGGAGGAGAAGUACGAGUUCGAACAUAGAGACCUUCAUUGGGGAAAUAUCUUGAUAAAGGAGGACCGAAUAAGCUUGAUUGAUUUUUCUCUCAGUAGGCUGAAGGAUGGAGAUUCUGUGAUAUUUAGCAACCUCAACGACAAGCAAUGGUUGUUCGAGGGAGACGAGGCUUUUGAUAUCCAAUUCAAGGUUUAUAAGGACAUGCUCAAGCUGUGUUCUGGAUGCUGGUCUCGCUUUACUCCCCAAAGCAAUGCCCUGUGGAUCCGAUACCUUGUUGAAAAGACAUUUGGAAAAGGAAGGUUCAAGGGGAAGAAAGACCUAGUCUCACAGUACUUGUCGAUUAUAGAUAGCAGCACAUCAGCAAGGGAUAUAGAUGCAAAACUCAAGAGGAAGGAAGUACAAUAA